Molecule: messenger RNA, 3997 nt
Organism: Candoia aspera
Lineage: Eukaryota; Metazoa; Chordata; Lepidosauria; Squamata; Candoiidae
Gene: SLC4A8
Product: solute carrier family 4 member 8
Exons: 26
Coding region: 1-3474 (1157 amino acids)
Biological process (GO): monoatomic anion transport; regulation of intracellular pH; transmembrane transport
Cellular component (GO): plasma membrane
Molecular function (GO): solute:inorganic anion antiporter activity; monoatomic anion transmembrane transporter activity; sodium:bicarbonate symporter activity
Source: RefSeq, a predicted model, not a curated record
AUGCAAGAGAGUGUCCCUCCAUCCCCGGAGGCCGACGCCUCUGGGCCGGGAUUGGUUGCUCGCCGCGACCGGAGGAGAUGGAGCUGUGGCGCCCGGCGGGCUGCAGGCGCCCGUCACUCCGGGGCUGGCCGCUGCUCUGCUGACGCUUCCAGAGGGAUAGGUAAGAGGGGGCCGAGCGGAGCCACCUGCUCGCCCGGCGUCAGCCACCCGGCCAUGCCUGCCGAAAGCAACGAGCCCGACUGUCCCCUCCGCUACCAGAGGCCUGAGGAUGAGGCAGUUGUUGAUUUGGGAAGAACUAGCAACGUUAUUAAUAUUCAUUAUGAACCAGAGGAGCUGGAAGGGCACAGGACAUUGUAUGUUGGGGUACGGAUGCCUUUGGUUAGACAAGGCCACAGACAUCACAGAACCCAUGACCCCAAGCACAGGAAAAGAGAUUGGAUAAAGGAAAGUACAUCAGAGGAACAUGAGACUUCUGAUACCCCAUCUCAGCGAGUUCACUUUAUCCUUGGUAUAGAAGAGGAUCAGGAGCAUGUCCCCCAUGACUUAUUCACAGAGAUGGCUGAAAUCUGUGUGAAACAAGGUGAAGAAUCAGAGUGGAAAGAAACAGCAAGAUGGCUAAAGUUUGAGGAAGAUGUGGAAGAUGGAGGAGAACGAUGGAGUAAGCCAUAUGUGGCUACUCUGUCACUGCAUAGUCUCUUGGAGCUGAGGAGCUGCAUCAUGAAUGGGACUGUCCUUCUGGAUAAGGCUGUAAACUGCACUGAAGACAUUGCGGAAAUGAUCCUGAACGGCCAGGAAUCUUACGAUGAAUCCACAAAGAAAAAAUUCUGGGAAACCCUCCUGAAGAAACAUCAUCAUCAGAACGUGAAGAGGAGAAAUAUCCUUCCAAUUGCCCGUUCUUUUGCAGAAGGUGGCAGGAAAAAGUCUGAUCCUUACUCAAUAGAUAAGACAGGAAUGACUUCAGUGUCUCUUCAUCCUCCUUGUAACACAUUAGAUGUGAGAAAUGGAUUGACUCAUGAUACUCCCCCAACAGACAUGAGCAAAGCAUACCAUCAUUUUAUGAAGAAGAUUCCUAUUGGAGCAGAAGCUGCAAAUGUUUUAGUCGGAGAAGUAGAUUUCCUGAAAGAAACUAUUGUCGCCUUCCUACGCUUAUUGCCAGCUGUUCUUCUCCCAGGCAUGACUGAAGUUCCACUUCCUACCAGGUUCUUGUUUAUCUUGCUGGGUCCAAUAGGGAAAGGACAGCAAUAUCAUGAGAUUGGAAGGUCAAUGGCUACUCUCAUGACUGAUGAGGUUUUCCAUGAUGUUGCUUAUAAAGCCAAGGACCGAAGCGAUCUUUUAGCUGGCAUUGAUGAGUUUCUAGAUCAGGUAACAGUGCUGCCACCUGGGGAAUGGGACCCAUCCAUCAGAAUUGAGCCACCUAAAAGUGUUCCUUCCCAGGACAAGAGAAAGAUGCCAGGAAUGUCAAAGGUAUCUAAUGGACAGCUUUCUGAUGAUGAGCUGGAUGGUCACAAGGGGCCAGAGCUCCAGAGAACAGGAAGGCUCUUUGGUGGCUUGAUCUUGGAUAUAAAACGGAAAGCUCCUUGGUACUGGAGCGACUAUAAAGAUGCUUUGCGACUGCAGUGUUUAGCUUCCCUUCUCUUCCUGUAUUGUGCCAGCAUGUCUCCUGUGAUCACCUUUGGGGGGUUGCUUGGAGAAGCAACAGAUGGAGAAAUAAGUACUAUAGAAACCUUGCUUGGCGCCUCUGUUACUGGACUGGUCUACUCUCUCUUCGCUGGCCAGCCUCUCACCGUCUUGGGAAGUACCGGACCAGUAUUGGUUUUCGAGAAAAUUUUGUACAAGUUCUGCAAAGACUACAGCCUUUCUUAUCUUGCUCUACGAACCUGCAUUGGCCUGUGGAUAACAUUCAUGUGCCUCGUGCUUGUAGCCACUGACGCUAGCUCUCUGAUCUGCUACUUCACUCGGUUUACGGAAGAAGCUUUUGCCUCUUUGAUCUGCCUCAUUUUCAUUUUUGAGUCCAUCGAGAAGCUGUUUCAGCUGCAAAGUACUUACCCAUUUCACAUACACAACAACCUGGACCAUCUGACCUUAUAUUACUGCAGAUGCAGAGCUCCUGCAAAACCCAGCAAUGAUACUCUGAAGUACUGGAACAGCAAGAAGAUUGAUCCUUCAAAAGUUGCCUGGGCUAACCUCACAGUCUCUCAAUGUCGGGAGAUGCAUGGAGAAUUCACAGGACCUUCAUGUGGAGCCAAAGGGCCUUAUACCCCUGAUGUUCUUUUCUGGUCCUGCAUCUUGUUCUUUUCUACCUAUUUUUUGUCAAGCACGCUGAAGAAUUUUAGGGGCAGUGGCUAUUUUCCCACAAAAGUACGCUGUCUGGUAAGCGAUUUUGCUAUUUUUAUAACCAUUGUUACCAUGGCCCUAAUUGACUACUUCAUUGGAAUCCCAUCACCAAAACUGCAAGUCCCCAGGGCCUUCAAGCUAAUGACAGAUGACCAUGGAUGGCUCAUUAACCCAAUAGGCCCCAACCCCUGGUGGACUGUGGUAGCAGCUAUCAUCCCAGCAUUACUCUGUACUAUACUGAUAUUUAUGGACCAACAAAUCACAGCAGUUAUUGUGAACAGGAAAGAACAUAAACUUAAGAAAGGAUGUGGCUACCACCUGGACCUUCUCAUGGUGGCCAUCAUGCUUGGUUUGUGUUCAGUGAUGGGGUUGCCUUGGUUUGUUGCUGCCACUGUCCUUUCCAUCAGUCAUGUGAACAGUCUUAGAAUCGAGUCUGCUGUGGCAGCUCCUGGGGAGCAACCUAAAUUCCUGGGCAUAAUUGAACAAAGAGCAACUGGAGUGAUGAUCUUUAUACUAAUGGGCCUCUCAGUCUUCAUCACUGGUGUGUUAAAGUUUAUACCUAUGCCUGUUCUCUAUGGAGUGUUUUUGUACAUGGGUGUUUCUUCCCUGAAUGAAAUACAGUUUUUUGACCGCCUGAAGCUCAUGGCAAUGCCCACCAAACACCAGCCUGAUUUCAUUUACCUGCGACAUGUUCCUCUGAGGAAAGUGUAUCUCUUCACAAUGAUCCAGUUGAUCUGCCUGAUCAUUCUGUGGAUUAUCAAGGCAACUCCUGCAGCCAUUAUCUUUCCUAUGAUGGUUUUGGCAUUGAUCUUUGUUCGGAAGGUCAUGGAUAUAUGCUUUUCAAAGCGGGAACUCAGCUGGCUUGAUGACCUCAUGCCAGAAAGCAAAAAGAAAAGUCUGGAUGAUGCUAUUCAAGAGGCAAAACAAAGUGAUGAAUCUCAGAAGAUGAUGGCAGACGAUAAACCAACUGUAAUUGAUAUGCCUUCGAUGAAUCCAGAUUAUCUGGCAGUUCCAGGAAGUUCACAGAGUAGUGUGCCAAAAACUUACAAUAGGCCUGAUCCUUCAGAUAUUAACAUCUCAGAAGAAAUGUCUAAAACAACUGUGUGGAAGACCCUCACCAUGAACACAGGAAAGAUCUGAAGUUAAAAAGAAGAGCUUGGCCGUUUAGGACUUCGCUUAGGACAAGCAGCUCGCAGCACACGAAGGUGACUCAGGGAAGAGCCAAGGUGUGCAGGCCAAGAAGAGAAAAUAUUUUUGCAAUGGAGAAGGGCACAGGCAAAGUAACUGCCCUGGUACUUCCUUCAUUCAAGUAACUGGGUUAAUAUUAAAGGCAUUGAAAAGUGUUCUGAUGAUCCUUUGUGUGCUUCAGUGGGCAUUCUAAUUAUCUUCUGACCAGCAAGAUAGACCAGUGGAAGUCUAGUGUUAAAGCCUCUCUUCGGUGUGCACAAACACAUGCAUAUUUGCUCUGUUACAAUUUCUUAGUAGUAGAGAUUGCUGCCACUGUAUAUUUACCUUUUUCCUUCCAGUGUGUGUUUAAGUUUCCACUUUGAAUGUACAGCAACAUUAUGCCACAACUAUUUUGAGUUUCUGUUUGGUUUUGGGGGUUUUUUAGGGUGCUACUUUAGAAAUGUUGGUGUUGUUUGCAAAAUCCAAUAAUAAAAUG